ACAUGUACCUAUUUGGUAAAAAAUUUAAUAAAAAACCCAAAAAUUGUUCAAGAGAAUUUAAUUUAAACUUUUGAGAUACUCACCAAUUAUACAAGAACAUACUUCCCCGAUGGAAUCCAUCCCCUUCCUCUCUUCCUUCUUCACUAUUUAACCCCUCCCUCCACAAUUCCAUCAUCACCCUCCUCUCUCUGUCUCUCUCUCUCUAACAUCCAAACUCUGAUGGACAUGGAGAGUAGCACACCAAAGCGCUCACGGCUCACUAGACUGAACACAUUCAUGGCAGAGAGCAGAGUCGGAAAGCACUUCAAGCUCGCCGACCGCAAAACCACCUUCACGACGGAGGUCCGCGCCGGCACCACCACCUUCCUCACCAUGGCCUACAUCCUCGCCGUCAACGCCUCCAUCCUCUCCGACUCCGGCGGCACCUGCUCCGUCUCCGACUGCAUCCCCCUUUGCUCCGAUCCCACCAUCUCGGCCGCCAACUGCUCCGCCGCCAACCACCGCCUCAUCAUCCCCGACGAGUCCUGCAAGUUCCCUCCGGUGAAUCCCGGCUACUCCGCCUGCGUAGGCCGAAUCCGCAAAGACCUCAUCGUCGCCACCGUCGCUUCCUCCCUCAUCGGGUGUGUAAUCAUGGGAACAUUGGCGAAUCUUCCUCUAGCUCUCGCACCUGGUAUGGGGAGCAAUGCUUACUUUGCUUACACUCUAGUGGGUUUUCAUGGCUCCGGCCAUAUCUCCUAUAAGGGAGCUCUCGCAGCCGUGUUUACCGAAGGGUUGAUCUUCCUCUUCAUUUCGUCAAUUGGGUUGCGAACAAAACUUGCUAAACUUAUUCCAAAACCAGUCCGAAUCUCCUCCUCCGCUGGAAUCGGACUCUUCCUCGCUUUCAUCGGUUUACAAAACAACCAAGGCAUUGGACUCAUCGCUUACAGCUCCUCCACACUGGUCUCACUCGGCGGUUGCCCCACCUCCUCUCGCGCAGCACUCGCCCCUGUUUUCACCAACGGCACCCUCAUCCCCGGUGCCGCCAUGUCCGGCGACAUACUCUGCCUCCACCACCGCAUGGAAAGCCCCACAUUAUGGCUCGGAGUAGUUGGCUUCGUCAUCAUCGCUUACUGUCUAGUCAAAAACAUCAAAGGCGCGAUGAUAUACGGCAUAAUUUUCGUCACCGCCGUGUCGUGGUUUCGCAACACCGCCGUGACCACAUUCCCAAACACCCCCGCCGGAGACUCCGCUUACGAGUACUUCAAAAGGGUGGUCGACAUUCACAAAAUCACAGACACAGCCGGAGCACUGAGCUUCAAAAGCAUUAAAAAAGGGUAUUUCUGGGAAGCUCUAAUCACAUUCCUCUACGUAGACAUUCUAGACACAACCGGUACUCUCUAUUCAAUGGCCAAAUUCGCGGGAUUCACAGACGAAAACGGCGAUUUCGAGGGCCAAUACUUCGCUUUCAUGUCAGACGCUUCAUCAAUCAUUGUGGGAUCGUUGUUAGGAACAUCGCCAGUGACGGCCUUCAUUGAAUCGUCAACGGGAAUAAGAGAAGGAGGGAGGACUGGUUUGACGAGCGUCACGGUGGCGGCGUAUUUCAUGUUGGCGUUUUUUUUUACGCCGUUGUUGGCUUCGAUUCCGCCGUGGGCGGUGGGGCCGCCGCUGAUACUGGUGGGGGUGAUGAUGAUGAGGGCGGUGGUGGAGAUCGAGUGGGACGAUAUGAGGGAGGCGAUACCGGCUUUCGUGACGAUGAUUUUGAUGCCAUUGACAUACUCGAUUGCUUAUGGUUUGAUUGCUGGGAUUGGGACUUAUGUCGUUCUGCAUCUUUGGGAUUGGGGGGAGGGGGUUUUCACCAAAUUUGGGGUUUUGAAGGGGCUCAAAAGUAAUAAUGAUGGGUUUAAUGGGUUCAAUAGUGAAGCUGCUGGUGGGGAUGCAACUACAAAAGCUCUCGAGGUUUAACGAAGAGUUGUAUUUAUUUUUUUUUUAAAAAAAGAUUCACUCAUUUUGGUUUGGAG
Camellia sinensis is the source of this 1997-nucleotide messenger RNA. The record is from RefSeq and is a predicted model, not a curated record. Lineage: Eukaryota; Viridiplantae; Streptophyta; Magnoliopsida; Ericales; Theaceae.